Molecule: messenger RNA, 1164 nt
Organism: Miscanthus lutarioriparius
Lineage: Eukaryota; Viridiplantae; Streptophyta; Magnoliopsida; Poales; Poaceae
Source: the annotation of a GenBank genome assembly
AUGGCGGCCGGGGAGCGGAACGGCGACGGGAGGCGGGCGCACGCGGCGAUGGUGGGCUCGCAACUCAUCAACGCCGGGUACCACGUGGUCGCGAAGCUGGCGCUCAACGUCGGCGUCAACCGCGUCGUCUUCUGCGUCUUCCGCGACCUCCUCGCCCUCGCCGUCCUCGCGCCCCUCGCCGUCUUCCAACAUCGCGGCUCGCACGCCAAGGCUCUGCCACCUGUUACCUGGAGGCUCCUGGUCUCGUUCUUCGUCCUCGGUCUCACAGGCAUCUUUGCAAACCAGCUGCUGUUUUUGCUUGGCCUCAGCUACACCAACCCCACCUACGCCGCCGCAAUUCAGCCGUCCAUUCCUGUCUUUACCUUCAUCUUAGCCGUCAUCAUGGGGACUGAAACUGUGAGCUUGGUCUCGAUUGAGGGCCGCACCAAGAUUGGUGGCACAGUAGUCUGUGUGCUCGGCGCUGUCCUCAUGGUGCUAUACAGGGGACCAGCGCUGUUUGAUAGCGGCGAGCUCGAGCUAGGUGGUGCUAUGCCUGCUAGUAUGUCACAGUCACAGACUGAACCAGCCGGGUCGAUAGGGCUGCAAAAGUGGCAUAUUGGAGUGCUGUGCUUGAUAGGGAACUGUCUCUGUAUGGCUAUUUAUUUCGCUUUGCAGGCUCCUAUUUUGGUGAAGUAUCCUUCGAGUUUGUCACUAACAGCAUACUCAUACUUUUUUGGAGCUAUUCUGAUGGUCAUUUCUGGAACUUUUGCAACAAAUGACAAAAAGGACUGGUCUUUGACUCGAUCAGAGCUUGCUGCUGUUGUAUAUGCUGGUGUUAUCUCGUCUGCUCUUAAUAAUUGUUUACUAACAUGGUCCAACAAACUUCUGGGCCCUGCUAUGGUGGCUCUAUACAUCCCUCUUCAACCAGUGCUCUCUGCCUUACUGUCAAUGCUUUUGCUGGGAAGCCCAAUUUACCUUGGAAGUAUCAUUGGUGGAUUUCUGAUCAUCUCUGGUUUAUAUCUAGUCACCUGGGCCCGGCAUAGAGAAAAGAUGAGCGGCAGUGGACCAUCUUAUACAAAAUCUGAAUUGGAACCCCUUGACAGUGAUUCUAAAGAAGUAAAUAGUGUAAACCUGGCCUCUAAAACCUUCAUGCCACUUUCUAGUUCGUGGAAUGUACCAUCUUAA